GGUGGAGCCGUGCGUCACGGCGCGUCUUGGUGAUCACAGGUCAAAAACCCACCGCACCGUUGCUGCCACAGGUAUCUCACUGCUCGGAUCCGACGGCUCUACUGAAGGGAUGGCCAACUCUAACGGAUACACCGCAGACAUUCUGCGCGUCUACAGGGGAACAUUUAUCCACUCGACCCAGCAAACAGCGGUGGAGAUCCUGGAAGAUGCGCUCCUGGGAGUGGAUGUGAAGGGGAAGAUUGCUUUCAUUGGAAAAGAUUCGGAGCUUGACGGACUAUCUAAGAAGUUUGGAUUCAGUCCGUCUGAAAUCACUCAGCUGGCACAACAUGAGUUUUUCAUGCCGGGAAUGGUGGACACCCACAUCCAUGCAUCCCAGUACAGCUACGCUGGCACAGCCUUGGACAUGCCCCUAAUGCAGUGGCUUUGUACCUACACCUUCCCUGUGGAGUCUCGGUUCAAGGACCUGGAGUUUGCCCAACGGGUCUACACCAAGGUGGUGAAAAGGACCCUGAGAAACGGAACCACCACUGCAUGUUACCACGCUACUAUACACACGGAUGCCACUCUCCUGUUGGGCCAGAUUGCAAAUGACCUUGGACAGCGAGCCUUGGUGGGGAAGGUGUGUAUGGACAGAAACAACCCUGCCAAGUAUUACAAAGAGACCUGUCAGGAGUCUCAAGAGGAAACUUGUCGGUUCAUCGCGGAGCUCCUGGACAAAAAGUACCCUCUUGUGAAGCCAGUGGUGACCCCCCGCUUCGCUCCGACCUGCACGGGAGCUUUGCUGGGACAGCUGGGAGCGAUCGCCAAGAAUAACAACCUGCACAUUCAGAGUCACAUCAGUGAAAACGCUGAGGAAAUUAAACUUGUGAAGGAUCUGUUUCCUGAAUCCAAGUCUUACACAGACGUCUAUCACAAGUACAACCUGCUCACUGACAAGACAGUGAUGGCCCAUGGCUGCCACCUCACUGAUGAAGAGCUGACCCUGUUCAGAGAGACAGGGACCUCUUUGUCUCACUGUCCCAAUUCCAACAUCUCGUUGUGCAGUGGAGUGCUGAAUGUCCGCAAUGUCCUGAAUCACAAAGUGAAACUGGGGCUGGGAACAGACGUGGCGGGCGGCUACUCGGCCUCUAUGCUGGAUGCUUUGAGGAGAGCUCUGGACUCAUCCAAAAUGUUGACCAUUCAGGAUCCAGGACACAAAACGCUCACCUUUGAGGAGGCGUUCAGAAUCGCCACACUGGGAGGCAGCCAAGCCUUGUCCCUGGAUGACCAAACAGGGAACUUUGAGGUGGGCAAAGACUUCGACGCCCUGAGGGUGAAUGUAACUGCUCCCGGGGGACCCAUCGACCUGAUCCAGAGUGAUGGACCAAAGAUUCUUUUGGAGAAGUUCCUGAAUUUGGGUGAUGAUCGGAACAUAGUGGAGGUGUUUGUGGCUGGGAGGAAGGUGGUACCGUUCACAGAGCCAAAGCCAGAGUAAAUGCCUCAGGGAAAGCCAUCUUGAGGAGGAUUCUUCAAGAUGGCUGGACAAGAUGAAGAGGAGCUAAAAUACAUAUCUGUGAAAUAGCUCAAGAAUGACCAGCUGGAAAAAGCCCUAUCGCUGCACAGCUCUCCUUUGUUCCCUAAACCAAUGAGAUGAAUCAUAGCCAUAAAGAUUUUUACCGUGAAAUCCGGAGGACAGAAUAGAUUACGUGUCAUGCAGGACCGUGGUCAGCUGAGCUCGAUCUGAAGCCCGAUCAGCCUGUCCCUUAACUCCUCAAGGCUGCUUACUGAGCUUGAAAACAGGAUAUACAGAACUUGCAGUGAACAUUGCAGUUUUGCAUACUAAAACACAAUUAUGCACCAGCUGGUAAAAGAGCUAGAUUUUAUGUUCUUUCUGUUCUUGAAGCCUUGUUUUUUUUUUGUUUUUUUUACUUGAUUUACAUAAACUGCUUAACUAACAAAUAUAUAAUGCAAGUACGUUGUAUUUCAUAUUGCGUAUUUUCCAUUGGUUAUCACAUAUUACCUCAAGAAAUUCUAACUGGACGUUCGUCCAUGAAGUCAAGUGGCAUAUUCAUGUAGCGCUGUAGCUCGGUGCUCAGUGUAGCUGCAGCAGCUUGACAAUCUCACUGUCGUAGCGAGGAAAUGCUCUAGGAUCAAACCACUGGGAUCAACCUGAGUUCAGAGAUAUUGUAGUAUUGUAUUUUUUUUGUGUGUGUUUUUCAUUCAGUUUAUUUUUUAUUGUUUCAAAAUGUAAGUAAGUAGAAGUACAUUAGGCAUAAUUUUUAUUAGUAUAACAAUUAUCACAACAUUAUCCACAGAGUUUGAAUCUGUCCGUCUGUCUCCUACCACCACACAGGCGAUAGUCCAGAUGGAAAAAGUGACGAGUUCACUACUUAGUCUAUUAAGUAAACAAAAUGAAUUCACAAAAUUCCAAAAAAGGAUGUAUUCUGACACCUGUGUUCUUACUAAACAGAAAAAUACAUCUAAGCUGUCUGAAUCCAAGUUUUGCGCUCGACUGCCUUGUUAACUCAUCAAAAACACACCAAAACUGUCGGGUUUGUCCUCCCACAGUCACCUCUGAUUUUAGUCGAAUCAAUCCUCAAUCCAAUAGGUUAAAUGUGAAAAUAUUCUAGUGGUAAACACGUCGUUUUCACCUGGUGCUGUUGCCUGACCCUCUUUCACUCCGCUGCCGCUUCAAGGCACUCCUGUCCCCACGGCUAAGUGAGCUGCUGCUUGAUAAUAGCUGCAAGUCGCUACAGCAUAAGUUAGCAACUGCAAAGAAUACAGUGAGCAUCUUAGAAUUCUGUCCAUUUCUUGUGAAUUACGUCUUUAAGAAGGUCAGAAUACAUAUUAUGAUACAACACAAUCCAGUUGUCUCAGGGUCAUGUAGACGUCUCCAAUCUCAAUCAACAUACGAUGACAAAUUUGGCCAAAUUCCCAAAAACUGAAACUAAAAACAUGUUUGGGGGUAUUUAUAUGAUAUAUUAUCAGUUAACUUAAAGGUUGCUUUCUUUUUCACACACAGUUUUGGUUUGAAGUUUAGGUUUAGUGAAGUUUAAUAACCUUGCUUGAAUGAUAUGCUGUUCACUCCACUCAGGUGCUUUAAGUGAGAAAGGUACAUCAUUAUAUUACAGUAUUUUAUAGUUUCCUCUUGACUUGGUUUCAGUUUGACAUGUUCAUCACUCGAUGUGAUGAAACCAGGGACUCAUGAUAAAAACUUUAAGUCUUAUUCCAGUUUUAGACCUUUUGUCUGUAUUACUGAGUGGAAUGUGGAAUUGUCCUUUAUAUCUGCUGCUUUAUUAUCAAAAUCCACUUUUACUACUGAGAUGAUUGAUUUCAAUAUUAACCCACUGACCAUUAGAACUGUCUCGUGAAUGUUUGGAAAUCAAGGGAAAUUAAAUGGAUUUAUUUCUGUGUCUGUGUUUGUCUUGAUAAAUAUUUAAGACAAAUUUACUUUUUUUUUUUACUGAAAUAAAGCUGAUUUUUAUCACCACAAGACAUCAAAUUGUUUAUGUAAAAGGCACUCUUUGUACUGAUUUGUCUUAUUACGGGAGCUUGAAAUAAAGAUUACCUCCAAGUCUG
Molecule: messenger RNA, 3558 nt
Organism: Acanthopagrus latus (yellowfin seabream)
Lineage: Eukaryota; Metazoa; Chordata; Actinopteri; Spariformes; Sparidae
Gene: gda
Product: guanine deaminase
Exons: 14
Coding region: 110-1474 (454 amino acids)
Biological process (GO): guanine catabolic process
Cellular component (GO): cytosol
Molecular function (GO): zinc ion binding; guanine deaminase activity
Source: RefSeq, a predicted model, not a curated record